AUGUCUGACAAAGUUCUUGAGGUAUUGCCUAUUGAGAUUCUUCAUCAGAUUUUCAAUUAUCUCGAUUGUGAAACAAUUUUCUUUUCAAUUCGCUGUGUUUGUAAACGAUUUUAUUCGAUUGCUAAUUCCUAUGACAAUUAUGAUUUCAAUUUCGAAUCAAUAUCAAAAGCAAAUUUCUACCUUAUUUGUACAAGAAUUCCAUUGGAACAAGUUCGAUCAUUAACAUUAUCCGACAGGGAUCAAACUCAUGAGCAAACAUCGUUAUUUCUUUCUCUGUCCAAUCUUAGUCAAUUCACGCGACUUCGAUCGUUAAAAAUUCUUGAUAUCAAACCUGAUGAUUUAAAAUUACUUCUAAUUCUUAUUCAGCAUCUACCAUUAAGAUCGCUUUCAGUCGGUUAUUCUGUAUUUAGUCUUAAAAAAAAUCAUCAAUUAGAACGCCUUUCCACAACGAUCGAGCAGUUCAAACUUGAAAAACUCGAUUUACACCUACGUUCAAUUGAUGUCUCUACAUUCCGAUGGCCUACCAGCGCUACUCUGCAAUAUCUUCGAGUCAGGAAUAGCCUGUCACUCAAACAAUUCUAUUUGAUCCUUCAAUGUUUUCCCUGCUUGCAAACUUUUAUCCUAAAAGAUUUUGAUCUCGAGGAAAUUACGCAAGAAGAAGCGUCAACAACUGUUCAUUUGCCGGUGGAGUCGUUUGGAUUAAAAACACUAGUGUGUAUCGAUGGGUUUAUCCAAAUGGAUAAAUUUGAACAAUGUUUUUCUUGGAUUCCAUUCUUAGUUUAUUUGAAAUUAGUUGGUCGCGGAUCUUUAUUUAAUUCUGCUUUCGAUGGCUAUCGUUGGGAACGAAUUAUCAAAGCAAAGCUUCCACAAUUGACAAAAUUCGAGAUCUACCUAUCAGUCCUAACGGAUGUCCAUUACGAUACGAAGAAUAUCGAAGAAAUGGUCUCGUUAUAUCGUACACCAUUUUGGUCGCAAGAUUUGCGUUGUUCAAUAGUAUGUGAUUAUAUCCUACAUUUGCAUAGGCUCGUUCUCUACUCAUUACCGAUAUGUCAUACAUAUUAUCAAUACUAUGCUAGUGAAGAUAAAGUGUUAGCAUCGAAUUUUACAAAACGUAAUAUAAGUUCAGCAGAAAUGAAUUAUGUUAAACGAUUCAGCGUCAAUUUAUCACAAGGGAUGAACGAUAGACAAGAAAUGCAAUUUCAAAAUGUAGAUGAAUUGAUACUGGGUAUCGAUGGAGAAUGGCCCAAAGAUUCACUGAGAUUUCUUUCCUCUACUGUGAAUCUUUCGCACCUCGUUAAACUGUUCUUAAUCGUGAAUUUUUCUUCCGAAUACAUGCCGAGUAUAAUUCGUGAAGACUAUUGGGGUCCAGAUAAUUGUACAACAACAAUGGAAAACGUCUGUUCAAUGAUGACAUCGAAUAUAAAACAUUUGUGUGUUCAAAUUGAAAUGUUCUUGACACGUUGUUUAUAUAAAAUAACUGAGAAAGAUCUUGGUCGACAUUUAGAGUUACCAUUUAUCGAUAAACUUCGCAUCUAUGUUCGGGGAGGUCGUGGUGGCAAUGGUUUGAAGAAAUAUGGUGGUUUAGGUGGACAGGGUGGACAUGUUCUUAUACGUGGUAAACGUCAUUUAACGUUGAAAAAUGUUUAUGAGAAAAAUUUAUCCAAACGUUAUAUUGCGCCGGACGGUGAACACAGCCAUAAAACGCGUUUAAACGCGUUGGCAGGUGCACAUCUGACGAUUCACGUGCCAUUAGGGAUACAGAUCUUACGUGAUAAUGGAGAGUUAAUUGAUGAGAUCAAUGACAUCGACGAUGAAUGUAUCGUAGCACAUGGAGGUGCGGGUGGUAGUUAUAAAACAUUCUUUCAAGGUGAACCCGGCGAAGCAACAAUGGUGAAUUUGGAUCUCAAAUUGCUAGCUGAUGUCGGGUUCGUUGGUUAUCCCAAUGCUGGUAAAUCGACUCUACUCUCGAUGCUUUCUCGUACUCGACCAGCAAUAUCACCUGUUCCAUUUACUACUCUUCAUCCACAAAUCGGUACGGUUAUCUUCGAUGAUAGUCGUUCGUUUACCAUAGCGGAUCUACCCGGUCUCAUCGAAGGAUCUCAUAUCAAAAUGGGAUUGGGCUCUCGGUUUCUUAAACAUACUCUUCGAUCAAAAAUUCUUCUCUUUGUCAUUGAUAUCAACGGAUUUCAACUUGAUCUUCGCUCACCGCUGCGUUCAGCAUUCGAUUCGAUUGUGUUUCUAACCAAAGAACUUGAAUUGUACGAACCGACUCUACUGCGCAAGCCUGCAAUACUCGCCAUCAAUAAAAUUGAUCAAUUGGAAGAGCAAGAUAAACUCCGAGAAUUCUAUCAUUCAUUAGAGAAUUAUCAAGAAAUUCUAAAGAAUGAUUACGAAGAACAAUGGUGCCUGAAAGAAUUCGUUCGCUUCGAACAUAUUGUAGAAAUAGCUGUGAAAAAUCAGAUCAUGUCGGAUGAUUUCAUCUACUGUCGAAAUCCCUACGAGUUUAUCGAGUCCGUGCUUGAUACUGCGAAAAUGCACGAUGGUUUAUUAUUGGAUGAAUUAUUGAAUGUAUCACGUAUGUAUCAAAUCAAUGAUUUGGAUUAUACUGACACAAAUGAACCGAAUCUUGAUCAACCAUUGACCAACGACCACGAUUCACUUUGGAAACAACUAAGUCGACAUCAUUGGUUCGCUUGUCGAUAUUUAUAUCUCGACGAUAUCGAUCGUGCAUUUCGACAUCAAUCAAAAAAGUUCUCUUGUCUCAUGGCAAUAUUGAACUAUCAUUCCGGUCGUUCAAGUGCUCUACAAGCAGAUGACAAUCAUGAUAAUGAUCCAACAAAUUCGACAUCCAACGAUGAUGAUCCGUCGUGGUUAUUACCAGUUUUCAAUCGUCAUGCACAUGAAUUACGUCUUCUCGCACUACUCGGUAACGACGAAGGUGACAAUGAUGAUAAUGAAAUGUCCGAUAGUACAAAUUCGACUAGUACAAUUCAAACGUGCAAUUCACAAUUACUGCAAGCAAUCAACGUUCUACAACGCUUUUCGUCAACAAUUAAAUUACGAAAAGUCGGCAUUUUUAUCAUUGUCAAUCAAAUGUUGAAAACAUACUAUGCUUUGGAUAAAUUCAACCUGUGUACCUACUUCAUUUCCAAAGCUGAGCGUCCAUUAAAACAAUACAUGCAAGAAGAAAAUGCCCGACAAGUACACCGAUUUUCAUCUCAUGUCUUGACACAUCGUUAUUUCCUUGGUAAACACCUUCUUCUCAAGCAUGAUUACAGUUCAGCGAUUGAUCACUUUGAUUAUGUAUUUACCAAUUGUCUUGAUUCGAACAAAAGUGGAAGUAUUAAAAACAAGCAGCAAUCGUUGUUGUAUCUAGUUGUGUUAAAAAUGCUACAUGGUUCGACACCAAAUAUGGAAAUUUUAGAAAAAUAUGAGCUCAAUGAAUUGAUUGAUUUGAUCAAACCAAUCCGUACUGGUUCACUGAAAGAUUUUAUCGACAAAAUUCACGAAUACGAGCAAUUCCUAUUCGACACUGGUUUGUUCUUCUUGAUCGAAAACUUGAAAUUAUUAGUAAUCAGAAACUUGUUUCGUACAUAUGUCUAUCAAAUCAAUCAACAGCAAACCAAUAAAAUUCCAUUCGAGCCGACUUUAUUAACAUUGCUCAAUUUUGGUUUCGAUCAAGAAAAUUACUUUGGUGUUAAUGAACUCAUUGAUAUACUAAACAGUAUGAUGCAAAACGGAAUGAUCAAGGGUUAUAUUUCAUAUUCAUAUCGAACAUUGGUUGUUAAUUAUCAAAACUUUUCAUUUACAACCAUGUCUCAUCCUCAUGAAGAGCAUCUUUUUCCACCAGAAUUCUUUCCAAGACGUGAACGAACACUUUCACAAUGUGAACGAGUUUUGCAAAGUCCGUCUUACGAAGGAAAAAUCCAUGAAUUUUGUCGCGAAAAAGGCUUUGGUCAUAUCCAACCAAAAGAUAAUCCAAGUGAACUUAUUUUUGUUCAUGUUUCUGAUAUCGAUGAUGAUUACGUUCCAAAGAAAGGCGAUAUUGUAACAUUCAAGAAGAUAUUGAUGCCACCAAAAAACGAAAAACCUAUGGCAGUACAUAUAAAACUUCUUCAUUUAGCCGAAGGUGUCAAACACGAAUCGUGGGAAGAAGCUGUUGAACAUGACAUGGAAAAUCGACGACCAUCACGAUCCGAUUCGCAUACAUUGGUACAUGACCAAGAAAUUUCUACGCAUGUCGACUAG
Molecule: messenger RNA, 4248 nt
Organism: Adineta ricciae
Lineage: Eukaryota; Metazoa; Rotifera; Eurotatoria; Adinetida; Adinetidae
Source: the annotation of a GenBank genome assembly